This is a messenger RNA of Salvelinus fontinalis (brook trout), 3021 nucleotides long. It is a transcript of the gene trim13, whose product is annotated as tripartite motif containing 13. The transcript is spliced from 9 exons. The coding region runs from base 1225 to 2418 and encodes 397 amino acids. Lineage: Eukaryota; Metazoa; Chordata; Actinopteri; Salmoniformes; Salmonidae. The record is from RefSeq and is a predicted model, not a curated record. Gene Ontology annotation, molecular function: zinc ion binding. Gene Ontology annotation, biological process: positive regulation of canonical NF-kappaB signal transduction; positive regulation of macroautophagy; innate immune response.
CCAGGGCAGAAUCAUUGCCGCCACACAAAAAUAAACAUCCUAUUUCUACCAAACACAGUUUCAAUAAAGUUCUGUAAAGCAAAUUCGCUUUUCUUGGUAAAUAGAUAAUCUGUCUGGGUUCAACAUAGUUCUGAAGGUUAUUUAGCUCUGUGAGCUGUGGCAGGCAGCCUGCAACUCAAGAAACACAGCACGCCAGUGACCAGCGCUCUGCGGUGCGAAACACAAUAACUUCAAUCACUUCAGAGUGAACCUGCGCGAGAAACGGCACGCCAGGGACCAGUGCCCAACACAGAAGCUUUGCGGCACGAAAGACAAUUCACUUGAAUCACUGUCAGAGUGCACCUACGUGAGAACCUGCAAGAAAGGAAUGUUCUGCUGCCUGUGCCGUCAACAUAGACAGAACUGCUAAGAGGGGUGUGUCAAAGCACCCUUUUAUUGAAAUAGGGGCCCAGAUUCAUCGGCUGGACUAUAUUAACUGGCACUCGGGGACAGAGCAUCACAUGGAAAGUGUGAGGGCUCAUGCAAUGCUGGCAAAAGAUAGGCAAGAACACAAACUACAGGUCACACAAUAGUGGACGAAAUGUUGAAGAUUCUGGCUCAAGUUGUGGAGGAGCCUAUCCUCCAUGUCAUCUAGACAUCUGUAGCCAAUGGCCUGGAGCCUGAUGAAACUACAGAUGUGGCAACUAAUAAGUACCUGGAUUUACAUGUCAGAUACAUGGAUCAAGAGGGACACCUUUACAACCAGUUCCUCGACCUGGUCUCAGUCCCUGAUGUAUGUCCUGUGAUACAAACAUGACAACAUAGUGGUGUGGCAAAACAGCUAAAGGAUGCCUUCCCGUGGACGGUGCCUGUGGCUUGUGCUGCCCACUGCCCUGCUCUGGCCUGUAAAGAUGCAUCAGCUGAGGUCCCCUAUAUGGACACUAUCAAGGAGCACCUGCAGCAGCUCCAUAGUUACUUUGCCAAAAGCAGUAACAAGACAGAAGUCUUGGGCCUUCAGUACUUAAAAGUGAAGGAAGUGAAAGAUGUUUGCUGGCUGUCCCAGCACCUGGCCGUGGCUAAUCUGCAGCGCAGUAUUGGCUGAGGUGGAGGUAAACCGGUGCCCACGCUGUCUGUGCCACGUACAGAUGUGGCAGCACGGACGUGCUUUCAAAAGUAUUCCAAAAGGAGGAUGUAAACUUCCUGGACAUAAAAGAGCAGGGCGAAGUCUGCACAGCAACAAGAAGUAUGAUUACGUUGGACUGUGCGUCUCAGCAGCUGAACACCAUGGAGCUUCUCGAGGAGGACCUCACCUGCCCAAUUUGCUGCUGUCUCUUUGAGGACCCGCGAGUUCUGCCGUGCUCACACAGCUUCUGCAAGAAGUGCUUGGAGGGGAUUCUGGAGGGGAACAACCGAGGACCCGUUUGGAGACCCCCAUUCAAAUGUCCCAGUUGCCGCAAGGAGACCACUCAAAACGGCAUAAACACCCUCCAGAUCAACUACUCGUUACGCGGAAUUGUGGAGAAAUACAACAAAAUCAGACUUUUACCCAGGAUGGUGCUGUGCAAACACCACAGUGGUCAACCGCUUAAUAUAUUUUGUGCCACAGACUUUAAACUUAUUUGUGGAUUUUGCGCAACAACUGGCGACCAUAAAGGACAUAAAUUCUGUGCCCUGGAAGACGCAUAUGAGCAGGAGAAAGCUGCGUUUGAAGAGCUGUUCCAGGGAGUGGAGUGCUGGCGCCGCGCAGAUACCAUAACCUGCCUGGAGACACUGGAAGCCAGUAAGAAAAGUGCACUCCAGUUAGUUUCCAGGGAUGCAGAGAAAGUAACGGACUAUUUCGUCAAACUGAUGAGCACCCUGGACCACAAAAAAAACGAGAUCCUCUCUGAUUUCGAGACGCUGAAGUUGGUGGUGAUGCAAGCCUACGAUCCCAAGAUUAACAAACUAAGCGCUGCGUUGGAGGAGCAGAGCCGCGUGCUCAGCAUCGCUGAGUCCUUCAGAAAUGUGACUGACCCCCUCUGCUUCCUCCAGCAGAUGCAGGAGUUCAGGGAGAAGUUGCGCGUUGUCCGGGAAACGACACUACCCUCCCGUAUAGACAUGGUUGUCGGUCACCUGGUCCGGAACUUCGACGUCAAAAAUUGGGACUCGGUGAAGCUCAAAGAUGUGGACAAGCUCUCGGUCCCCCAAGAGAGUAGCGCGUAUUGCUCAACGACCCCGCGUGUCGGCGCCAGAACGCUGGGGAGAGUCAUCGUGAUUGUUGUGUGCCUGUUACUAUACGCCCUGGUGCUUCCGCAGCUGGACAGCCUGACCGUGGUGUCAGCCCAAGUCUCCUCGCUCUGCCAUAGUUGCCUGCCCGUGCUGUCUGGCUGGCUGGAGCUGGCUACCGGUGCGUGGCAGUGUUGGAGAGAGGUAGUGGAUGCCUGGUGGGUGCGUGGCUGAAAUGUAUCCUGAACCUCUUUCACACAACUAGCUAAUUUCUUUGACGUUGUAGGUUGCUUUAGAUUUCCAAAUAUGUUAUUUUUGGAUCUGAAGCAAGCUGCAGCAGUCUGAUAGGCCUAUACUUUUACAUAUAGGCUUUCUAAGUAGAUUUAUAAAAAACACUAGAAAGCUAUUCAAGUAUUUACAAGCACAUAUGUAUCAUGAUUUUAGUAUUUUAUAUAGAAUAUAUAAACAGAACAUCCAUAACACUUAACGAGAAUCAAAACACUAUUGCAGUACAUUGAAUGUUGUCAGAUUUGAGAACAGCUUGUUUGGUGAAUAUUAAGCAGCAGCUCUGUCCUGGAGCACCAGCCAUCCUUCUCCAAGCCAUAUGAUCACACUAACACUUUGACAACUACAAGUCAAAGACUGAGUCACCUCAUGUGCAUAUUAAAGUAAAUAACAAUCAUGUCAUAGGCUAGAUAAUUUAGCAAAGGCCUAAUAUUUACACCUAGAAAGUCUGAGUUUGAUUUAUUUUUUGCCUAAAGUUUUACGGACAGUCUGUCAUAACGCCACAUACCGUGUCAUCAGCCUCAUCUUUUGCCUAAUAAAACUUCAAUUUGG